UCGCGGAAGGAGUCGCGACCCUUCAGUCGCGGCAGUGAUGCGCGGCGCGGACACGCACAGGCGCUUCGCUCUCUGAUUUACCGGCCGCAGCGAACAGGCAGGUGGGAGGCAAACGGAGUUGGCGUGCCGAACUUUGACGCUCGCACCUCGACAUGCCACCCCAAAUGGAUUACUUUUACCACGAGUCCCGAGUCCCUUCAGCUUGCGGGCUUACCCGGGAGGACGAGCUGGACCCCGAUGUGAUCAGCUGCAUGCUGGUCGGAGACGGAGCGGUGGGGAAGACCAGCAUGAUCAUCAGCUACAUCUCCAACGGAUACCCGGCGGAGUACCAGCAGACAGGGUUUGAUGUGUUUUCUGGUCAGGUCCAAGUGGAAGGGUCUCCAGUAAAAAUUCAACUUCUGGACACAGCUGGACAGGAAGAGUUUGACGAGUUCCGGGCUCUGUCCUACGCCCAUGCCGACGUCUUCCUCCUGUGCUUCAGCAUGGUCGAUCCCGACUCGUUCCACAACAUCACCAAGAAGUGGGUGCCGGACAUCCGGGCCCACAACGCGUCCUCCCCCAUCAUCCUCGUUGGGACUCAGCUGGACCGGCUGCUGGAUGUCAACGUCCUCAUCGACCUGGACAAGUGCAAAGUCAAGCCGGUGCUGAGCUCACGGGCCCGGAGCCUGGCGGACAAGAUCCGGGCCACGGACUACAUCGAGUGCUCGUCGCUGACACAGAAGAACCUGAAGGAGGCGUUUGAUGCGGCUAUUUUUGCUGCCAUUAAGAACAAAACGCGCAAGGGGAAGAAAAGGAGGUUUUCCGACAGGCGCACCAAAGCUUUCUCGAGGUGCAGCUGGAAGAAGUUCUUCUGCUUCAUCUGAACUCUUUCCAAAUUCAGUUCUUUGAAGACUCUUUAUUUAUUUAAGUUGUCUUUUCAUGAAAUAAUUUGUGGAAUUGUUUAUUAGUAAAGUUGGCUUGUCUUUUCUUUGAUGCCAAAUACAGAUAGAGAGGCGGACGGUACUAUGAACUGACCAAGCAAACACAAGGACAUUUCCCAGCCUGUGAUUGGUGUCACACUUACCAGACUGUUGCAUAUUCACAUAUUUGUUCCAAGUCAACAAGAGAAGAAGGGUUUGCACAUGCUGUUUUUUGUGUGUCCACCAGUCGUGUGGUGCACACGUCAGAGGGAUAGAAUAUUGAGUUGAGGCUUUAUGAGGUGCAGCUGCAGAGGCCUGACCAGUAUAUAUAUAUAUAUUUUUUUUUAAAAGGAAA
Poeciliopsis prolifica (blackstripe livebearer) is the source of this 1254-nucleotide messenger RNA. It is a transcript of the gene rhov, whose product is annotated as ras homolog family member V. The coding region runs from base 153 to 863 and encodes 236 amino acids. Gene Ontology annotation, molecular function: GTP binding; GTPase activity. The transcript has 3 exons. NCBI's taxonomy places the organism in Eukaryota, Metazoa, Chordata, Actinopteri, Cyprinodontiformes, Poeciliidae. The record is from RefSeq and is a predicted model, not a curated record. Gene Ontology annotation, biological process: small GTPase-mediated signal transduction.